AUGGCCAACGAGAAUGGCGCAACCGUCGAACUGAUCAAGCGCUGGCUCGAUGACUGUCGGGCAAGGCAACCAUCCUGUCAAGUGCCAUCAACGGCAACCCUCCCUGAUCGACUAAUCGACGUAGGAAUAUCCUCCGAGACCGUCUCACUACACGUCAGUGGGAGUGGUGAGGCGGGGUGUUACGUCGCGCUGAGCCACUGCAAGGGCGGCCAUACGCCUUUGGCAACGACAACGGCCAAUCUCGCCGAGCACCAGAGAUUUCUUCGCUUUGAUGACAACCCGAAGACCUUCGCGCAAGCGGUGCAGCUUACUCGCGAUCUUGGGUUUAAGUACUUAUGGAUCGAUUCCCUCUGCAUCGUCCAAGACGACCCUAAGGAUUGGGAGAUUGAGGCUGCGAAGAUGAAGGAUGUUUACAGCAACUCUGCUCUGACUCUCUCGGCGGACAGCGCCGAAGACACUUCUCAGGGAUUGUUUGGCACACCGGCAGCUAGGGUAGCUGCCAACAGAACCCGCGUCAUAACUACCGAGGAUCCUUCCGGCUUACCCGUCGAGAUAUGCCCGCAUUCGCCACUCGCGGCACCCUUCUAA
Molecule: messenger RNA, 588 nt
Organism: Parathielavia appendiculata
Lineage: Eukaryota; Fungi; Ascomycota; Sordariomycetes; Sordariales; Chaetomiaceae
Product: HET-domain-containing protein
Exons: 2
Coding region: 1-588 (195 amino acids)
Source: RefSeq, a predicted model, not a curated record